Messenger RNA from Anguilla anguilla (European eel), 907 nucleotides. RefSeq names its product claudin-like protein ZF-A89. The transcript has a single exon. The record is from RefSeq and is a predicted model, not a curated record. Gene Ontology annotation, molecular function: structural molecule activity. The coding region runs from base 144 to 776 and encodes 210 amino acids. NCBI's taxonomy places the organism in Eukaryota, Metazoa, Chordata, Actinopteri, Anguilliformes, Anguillidae. Gene Ontology annotation, cellular component: bicellular tight junction; plasma membrane. Gene Ontology annotation, biological process: bicellular tight junction assembly; cell adhesion.
GCCUAACUAAUCGUUCUGAUUGAAAACCGCACCCAUAGAAAGGUUGUGUAUAUCCCCAAACCCAGAGAAGGCAUCGUUUUAUCAAGAACUAGUAUAGAGCUUUUCUUUCCUUUAUUUCUGUGGGAGUGGAAGGUGCAUAUGUGAUGGCGUCAGCUGGGCUGCAAAUUUUGGGCAUUGCCCUAGCCGUUAUCGGAUGGAUUGGGGUUAUCAUAAUCUGCGCCCUUCCUAUGUGGAAAGUGACCGCUUUUAUCGGCAACAACAUUGUAACCGCUCAGAUUAGCUGGGAAGGCCUGUGGAUGAACUGUGUGGUGCAGAGUACGGGACAGAUGCAGUGCAAAGUAUACGACUCCAUGCUGGCUCUGCCGCGGGACCUACAGGCAGCCCGCGCACUGGUCGUCAUUUCGGUGCUCGUGGCCCUAUUCGGAAUUCUGUUGUCGGUUGCUGGGGGCAAGUGCACGAACUGCGUUGAAGAGGGAUCGGCUAAAUCUAGAGUCUCUAUCGCCUCGGGGGUAUGUUUCAUCUUGGGUGGAAUCCUUUGUCUUAUCCCCGUCUGUUGGUCUGCGAACACUAUUAUUCGAGAUUUCUACAACCCUAUGCUCGUCGACGCUCAGAGACGGGAGCUUGGCGCAUCGUUGUUCAUUGGCUGGGGAGCUGCGGGACUGCUGCUAAUCGGCGGAGCCAUUCAAUGCUGCCAAUGCCCACCGAGGGAAGACCGCCGGUACACUGCCAAGUAUACCGCCGCAAAGUCUAACGCAGGUGGAGGGGCCUACGUGUGAUUCUGCCUUGCUUGAAAAGAUUCCCAUUCAGUCGACUCCAUGGUGUAUCUGUUUGCGGCAAAUGUAUUGUGGCUUGUUUUUCGUUUUUAUCUUUCUGUUGUGAAUUGCCAAAUAAAUUAUUUACUUUUUAA